Sander lucioperca (pikeperch) is the source of this 1853-nucleotide messenger RNA. RefSeq names its product serine/threonine-protein kinase Nek5-like. The transcript has 19 exons. Bases 120 to 1853 code for a protein of 577 amino acids. Gene Ontology annotation, biological process: protein phosphorylation. Lineage: Eukaryota; Metazoa; Chordata; Actinopteri; Perciformes; Percidae. The record is from RefSeq and is a predicted model, not a curated record. Gene Ontology annotation, molecular function: ATP binding; protein kinase activity.
UUUUGACAGUUGUUCAGUCACUUUGACGUCUCACCGGUUAUAACUCGUUGCCGUCGCUCAGUCUUUGACUAUGUGACUUCUGAGAACAUGACAGCUCGGUAGAAGGUCUUCCAGGUGUUAUGAACAACUAUGAGGUCAUCGGUCAGAUUGGAGAGGGUGCGUUUGGGAAAGCCUUCCUGGUUCAGGACAGAGGGGGGGGUGGAGACAGACGGUGUGUGGUCAAAGAGAUCAACCUCAGAAAGAUGUCGGCGAGGGAAAAGGAAGCGUCCAAAAAAGAAGUGACGCUGCUGUCGAAGAUGAGACACCCGAACAUCGUCUCCUUCAUCAGAUCUUUUCAUGAGAGGAGCAGCCUGUAUAUAGUGAUGGAGUACUGUGACGGAGGAGAUCUGAUGAAGAAGAUCAGCAUGCAGAGAGGAGUCUUCUUCACCGAGGAACAGGUCGUGGACUGGUUUGUUCAGAUCUGCCUCGGCCUCAAACAUAUCCACGACAGGAAGAUCCUCCACAGAGACAUCAAAGCUCAGAAUAUCUUCCUAACCAACGGAGGGAUGAAAGCGAAGCUGGGGGACUUUGGAAUCGCAAGAAUGUUAAAUAACACCAUGGAGCUGGCCAGGACGUGUGUCGGGACGCCGUACUACCUCUCCCCAGAGAUCUGCGAGAGUCGGCCCUACAACAACAAGACGGAUAUCUGGUCUCUGGGCUGUGUCCUGUAUGAAAUCUGCACUCUGAGGCAUCCAUUUGAGGGCAGCAGUCUCCGUCAGCUGGUCAGUAAAAUCUGCAGGGGCCGCUACAGCCCAGCGCCCCGCCGCUACUCCCCCGACCUCCGCCUGCUAAUCACACAGCUCUUUAAGGUUAACCCCCGAGACCGUCCCUCGGUCAGCUCCGUCCUCAGGCGUCCCUUCCUGGAGAAGCACAUCAGCAAACACCUGGACCCACAGAUGAUGCAGGAGGAGUUCAGCCACACGGUGCUGCAUCAAAACAGAGCUGCAGCAGCGUCGUCUCAGGCGGCUAAAACGAGAGCAGGAGCAGCAGAGAAGAGACUGAAGUCCAGGGCAGCAGAGAGACCGGGGGCCGCCGUGAAGAGACUACCUGCAAAACCUGACUGGAGAGUCCCACUCAGAGUCUACACCCCGGCCCACUACAGACCUCUUCAUCAACGAGCCGCAGAGAGAGAAGCCGCAGCGCAGCAGAAAGGAAGGUUUAAUGGACAGCAGCCCGUCGGCCAUUAUCGGCACCUCUACGCCCAGCUGGACGCCUUUCAGAGGAGGAACACGGAGGACAUCCUCCCUCCUCCUCCUCCUCCUCUUCCUCCUCUUCAGGAGAGAGAGAGGGAGCGAUGUGAAGAGCACACGGUGGAACCGUACCAGCUUGUUGCUGCAGCGCGUGAUGAAUACCUGCAGAGGAGACACAAGGCCAACCAGUACAAGCUGAGAGCAGAGAAACAGCUGGGUCUGCGUCCGUGUACGGCUGAGCGCAACAGGAAGCCCAGCGGUCAGGAGCAGGAAGUGGGACAACCUGAACACCAACAUGCACCUCAGGACAGGAGACAGGAGGGACAGCAGGAAUACCUGCGUCAGCUGGACGUUAUCCGACAGCAGUACCACCAGGAGAUGAGACAGAUGAGGCUGAGAGCUGAGGUCCAGCCUCCGCCACAACACAAACAAGGAACCUUUGUGGUGGAGAAACCCAGAGACCCAGAGAGACCUUCUGCAGACAGCGAAGAGCAGCAGAGAGCUCCUCCUGCACAGGUGAAACACUCUCUGCAUACAGCACAGAUCUUUGCUGGGUUAAAUACCACCACCCCCUCCCCUUCCCAGUCCAUCUCUGAACGCUACAGCACAAUCCAUGCUCUGUGA